Galeopterus variegatus (Sunda flying lemur) is the source of this 600-nucleotide messenger RNA. Its product is annotated as prolyl-tRNA synthetase associated domain-containing protein 1. Gene Ontology annotation, molecular function: aminoacyl-tRNA deacylase activity. Bases 27 to 545 code for a protein of 172 amino acids. The record is from RefSeq and is a predicted model, not a curated record. The transcript has 2 exons. Lineage: Eukaryota; Metazoa; Chordata; Mammalia; Dermoptera; Cynocephalidae.
CCGCCUCAGGCUGCCACGACGGCAGCAUGGCGAGAGCCGAGCUACGGGCUGCGCUUGAGCAGCGGCUCGGCGCCCUAGCCAUCCGCACGGAGGUCGUGGAGCACCCGGAGGUGUUUACAGUUGAAGAAAUGAUGCCUCACAUCCAACAUUUGAAGGGAGCACAUAGUAAGAACUUAUUUCUUAAAGACAAAAAGAAAAAAAGCUAUUGGCUGGUGACAGUUCUUCAUGAUAGACAUAUUAAUUUAAAUGAGCUUGCCAAGCAGUUAGGUGUUGGGAGUGGAAAUCUGCGGUUUGCUGAUGAAACAGCCAUGCUAGAAAAACUAAAAGUUGGCCAAGGCUGUGCCACACCCUUGGCACUCUUCUGUGAUGAUGGAGAUGUGAAAUUUGUCCUGGAUUCUGCUUUUCUGGAAGGUGGACAUGAAAAGGUAUACUUCCAUCCAAUGACCAAUGCUGCAACCAUGGGAUUGAGCCCUGAAGAUUUUCUCACAUUUGUGAAGAAGACAGGACAUGAUCCCAUAAUACUAAAUUUUGAUAAAAACAACUAAUGAUAAAAACAACUAACUGGGCUAGUGUUUAGAAUAAAUUUAUUUUUGAAAGCUA